AUGACAAGCGAUACUCAAGUUCCCCCUUAUAUGACGUUGAACAAUGGACAGAAGGUAUCGUCCAUUGCUCUCGGCUGCUACAACCCUGACGAUCCGCCAGGUAUCGUACACGGUAUCGAAGCUGCUGUCAAGGUCGGAUACACGCAUUUUGACGAUGCUGCGUUAUAUAAGAAUGAGAAAGAAGUUGGCGAUGCAUUGCGUGCGAGUGGCAUUCCACGUGAAAAACUUUUCGUAACUACCAAGAUUUGGAACUUUGAUCAUCGUAAUGUAGAAGCGGCUUUCGACAGGUCGUUCGACGCUCUCAAUCUCGGUUACAUUGACAUGUACUUGCUUCACUGGCCACAGGCAAAUGUACCGGGGGAGAAACAUAUUGUGGAUGAUUCAAUUAGUUUCGUUGAUACUUGGAAGGCUAUGGAGAAGCUCCUCGAAACACGGGCCGGCAAAGUCAAAGGCAUCGGUGUCAGUAACUUCAGUCUAAAGAAUCUCACGGAGCUCUUGAAGCAUGCGAAGGUGGUGCCUGCAAUGAACCAGGUCGAGACACAUCCAUACAAUCAGGAGUCUGAUCUAGUCAAGUUUUGCCAAGAAAAGGGCAUUCUUGUCACGGCGUACUCGCCGUUGGGUCUCACCAACUCGCCGAUUCUCAAAGAUGAAGAUGUUAUUGCGAUUUCCAAAGAGAUCGGAAACGGUGUUACGCCAGCAAAUGUUGUGCUUAACUGGAAUGUGCAACGUGGUGUGGCUGUGCUCCCAAAGAGCAUCAAUGCUGAUCGUGUGAAGGAGAACUUCCGCAUUGUGCAUCUGACAGACGAACAAAUGCAGCGCCUGAACGACAUUAGCAAGGAUCCGAAGCGCCGCUUCCAGCGCACUUGUCCCGUCUACAAUGAGGAUACAAAGAAGGUGUUGGGCUGGACGUACGAUCAGCUUGGUUGGGAUAAACCGAUCCAGAUGACUCAGGCCUGA
Molecule: messenger RNA, 957 nt
Organism: Malassezia globosa CBS 7966
Lineage: Eukaryota; Fungi; Basidiomycota; Malasseziomycetes; Malasseziales; Malasseziaceae
Exons: 1
Coding region: 1-957 (318 amino acids)
Molecular function (GO): oxidoreductase activity
Source: RefSeq, a predicted model, not a curated record